GUUUCUUUUUUCUUCUUUUUCCUCUUAUUCUUGUCUAUUGUUUGAUUCACCAUGUCUGAUAUGAACACUGUUGCAAAGGCAUUUACUGACUUCUACUACGAAACCUUUGAUGGCGGCAGACAAAACUUGGCGUCUCUUUAUAGAGAAAGUUCCAUGUUGACUUUUGAAGGUGCUCAGUUCGUUGGUGCCAAUGCCAUUGUUGAAAAGCUUGUGUCCCUUCCUUUCCAAAAGGUGCUGCACCGCGUGUCCACGUUCGACGCUCAACCCAGCGCCCCUAACAGUAGUAACCUUCUUGUUACCGUCACUGGCCAACUUUUGAUUGACGACGAACAGAACCCUCAAAUGUUCAGCCAAACUUUCCAGUUGAUUGCUGAGAACCGCACUUACUGGGUUUACAACGACAUUUUCCGUUUGAACUACGCUUAAACAUAUUUUGGGCUCUUCGUUUCACUUGAGCAUAUAAUGAAGAACAAAGGAAAAUCAAUGCACACAAUAUUCUCCAUAAACAACAACAACAGACACACUUUUGUCAU
Radiomyces spectabilis is the source of this 533-nucleotide messenger RNA. RefSeq lists its product as uncharacterized. Gene Ontology annotation, biological process: protein import into nucleus. Bases 52 to 426 code for a protein of 124 amino acids. Gene Ontology annotation, cellular component: nuclear pore central transport channel. The transcript is spliced from 4 exons. The record is from RefSeq and is a predicted model, not a curated record. NCBI's taxonomy places the organism in Eukaryota, Fungi, Mucoromycota, Mucoromycetes, Mucorales, Radiomycetaceae.